Rhodamnia argentea is the source of this 2089-nucleotide messenger RNA. RefSeq names its product glucan endo-1,3-beta-glucosidase 7. The transcript is spliced from 5 exons. Lineage: Eukaryota; Viridiplantae; Streptophyta; Magnoliopsida; Myrtales; Myrtaceae. The coding region runs from base 321 to 1733 and encodes 470 amino acids. Gene Ontology annotation, biological process: carbohydrate metabolic process. Gene Ontology annotation, molecular function: hydrolase activity, hydrolyzing O-glycosyl compounds. Gene Ontology annotation, cellular component: plasma membrane. The record is from RefSeq and is a predicted model, not a curated record.
UCUCCACGAAGUGCCAGUGCUCCUCUCUUUUCCUCUAACGUGGACACGGAAAGUUUCCAGCUGCAGGCACACAGACAAGGCCCUUUUCCACACUCAAGCUCGCACUUUUUGCUUUUCUUUUUUUUUUUGUGUACUUUUUCUCUGUUCUUUCUUCUUUUUUCCCGAAACUUUUGUACAUCGAAAGCUUUCACCUUUGGCCUUUAUAUUCUCUUCCUCCUCUCGCUUCUCUGCCCACGCGUCGUGUUGUGUUUGUGUGUGUGUGUGUGUGUUGUGUUCUUGGCAUUGGCAAAGAACUCUGAGAAAGAAGCUCUUUUUCAACCAUGGAGGUUCCGCGCUUCCCCACCCUCCUGCUCUUCGUCGUCCUCUCGCGGACGUCUUGCUUCGCGAAUUCGCAGUCAUUCAUUGGAGUCAACUAUGGCCAGGUUGCGGAUAACCUCCCGCAGCCGUCUGCCACCGCAAAGCUGCUUCAGUCAACGUCCAUCGAGAAGGUCCGGUUAUAUGGAACGGACCCCGCCAUAAUUAGGGCUCUAGCAAACACAGGUAUUGGAAUUGUCAUCGGCGCGGCAAAUGGCGACAUUCCUGCUCUGGCAAAUGAUCCUAACUUUGCAAAGAAUUGGGUCAACGCGAACGUGGCUCCCUUCUAUCCCUCGAGCAAAAUCAUCCUCAUCACCGUGGGCAAUGAGGUAAUGACCUCCGGAGACCAUAAUUUGAUGACUCAGCUGUUGCCGGCGAUGCAGAACAUGCAGAAUGCGCUUAAUGCCAUGUCCCUGGGAGGGAAAAUCAAGGUGUCCUCGGUGCAUUCCAUGGCCGUGCUUAAGUCAUCCGAGCCACCAUCUUCCGGUAGUUUUGACCCCAGCUUCAGUGAUGUGAUGAAGGGAAUCUUAGGGUUCAACGAUGCAACUGGUUCGCCAUUCGCUAUCAAUCCGUAUCCCUAUUUCGCGUACAGGAGUGAUCCUAGGCCUGAGACAUUGGCUUUCUGCUUGUUCCAACCAAAUGCUGGGAGGCUCGAUACCAACACCAAGAUUAAGUACACCAAUAUGUUUGAUGCUCAGGUGGAUGCUGUUCGCUCUGCAUUAAACUCGUUUGGGUUCAAAAAUGUGGAGAUUGUAGUGGCUGAGACCGGUUGGCCAUACAAGGGAGACAGCAACGAGGUUGGCCCUAGCAUGGAGAAUGCGAAGGCCUAUAAUGGUAAUUUGAUAGCUCACCUCCGCUCGAUGGUUGGAACUCCCUUGAUGCCUGGGAAAUCAGUAGAUACGUAUCUGUUUGCCCUGUACGAUGAGGAUUUGAAGCCUGGACCAGCUUCUGAGCGUGCAUUUGGUCUUUUCAAGUCAGAUCUUUCCAUGAACUACGACGUCGGCCUUUCCAAGAGUAGCCAGAUGAAGACUCCUGCAGCGCCAAAGACACCUGUUGGUCCAUCGCCAAAGACACCUGUCGGUCCAUCGCCAAAGCCCGAGAAAGCAACUUGGUGCAUACCCAAGACUGGGGUGUCGGAUGCCCAGUUGCAGGCGAACUUGGAUUACGCUUGUGGCCAUGGAAUUAAUUGCCAGCCGAUCCAACCUGGCGGGGCUUGCUUUGAGCCAAACACCGUGGCAUCACAUGCUGCAUAUGCCAUGAAUCUUUACUACCAGAACUCUGACCACAGUCCUGGGAACUGCGACUUCUCGCAGACGGCCACAUUAUCACCCAACAACCCAAGUUACAAUGGCUGUGUCUACCCAUGUGGAGCACGCUGAAGGCGGAGGAGGAUCAUUAUUCUUGCAAGUAAAACCAAGAAGAAGUGAACUUGUGGCGGAUGCAUUAGGGUACUUAUCCUAUUUGUGCUGUACUUUUACUGCGGUGGCAAAAUCCGACAGAAAUUCGAUCCUACAUGGUGUGUCGGACUGUAGCAAUUACUCAAGCUCCGAUGGCUUAUGUUACAUGUAUAGGAAUUCUAUUGCGCCAAUCAAGUGAUCUGUCAAAGUGAUCUUUAAUGUUUAACUGCAGAUAUGUUCAUUUCUCAUAGUCACGGAUCGGCUUGUGAGCGAAUGUACCGGCCGAAACACUUGCUGAUCUCCAGAUACACCGGUCUUUUAAGUAUUUUAUCUGAGAA